CUUUGCAGCGUGUCCUACAUCUGACCCUGCCUCUCUGCCUGUGUGUUAGCUGGGAGAGAGAGGCAGAAUCAGUCCGCAUCCUCGCCGCUACUCCAAAGCCCGCCAGGAUAAUCCGCUGCCUGGAAACCUGAUUGUGACCGACCAGUAUCUGUACAGAUCGUGGCUUCUGCGAGACUGCCCAGUGAAAAUGAGAUGACAUUUCAAGCCGCGACUCGUACUUUUUGCAAGAGGGGUUUCACCGCGCAAACUGAAGCUAAAGACAACCGCUACUGACUGGAUGGGGGGACGCUACAAUAACUGGUGCUGAAGAACAAACACGCGUCUCAUUUGAGCAAACAUGUAUUUGCACAGGAGAAAGAGGUUUCAGUGGAAUCGAAUUGUCUUUCUCUUAACGGGAGUGCUUGUUUGUUUCGCCUACCAGCUUUCGUUCAGCUGGCGGUCAGCACCUUGGACAAGGCACGAUGACGGUGACAAUGUGGACAGCUUCCUCGACGUGGAAACCAGGGAGCUCUCAAACAAAAGCACAGCUGAUGACACGACAGACCCCCCUGAAACAACAACAGAUCACACCCCCCUGACCACAGACAGAACUACAUUAAGGAACUGUAUAGUUGUAGACCCCGAGCCAGCUAAAACCACCACGAUACCUACUACAACAACCCCAGUACCCAACACAACAGCCUUAACCAAUGCUACCAGCACCCCACUCGAGAUCCCCUAUCACACGAAAGGAGAAUACCCGCAGGACAUUUUCACGGUGGAGGAGCGUCGCAAAGGCUGGGUGGUCCUUCAUAUUUUUGGAAUGAUUUACAUGUUUGUGUCCCUAGCCAUUGUGUGCGACGAGUUCUUCGUCCCUGCUUUGGGGGUUAUCACCGAUAAACUGGCAAUCUCUGAUGAUGUUGCUGGUGCUACUUUCAUGGCAGCAGGCGGAUCGGCUCCGGAGCUCUUCACCUCGCUCAUCGGGGUCUUCAUCUCGCACAGCAACGUCGGGAUCGGCACCAUCGUGGGCUCGGCGGUGUUCAACAUUCUCUUUGUCAUCGGCAUGUGCGCCCUCUUCUCCCGCGAGAUGCUGCAUCUGACCUGGUGGCCUCUUUUCCGAGAUGUUUCCUUUUAUAUCGUAGGCCUCAUCAUGCUCAUCGUUUUCUUUCUGGACAACGUCAUCGUGUGGUGGGAGAGUAUGCUGCUGCUCUGCGCUUAUGUGCUUUACGUGUUUUUCAUGAAGUAUAACGUGCAGGUGGAGCACUUUUUCAAAGCGCAACUCAACAAACACAAAAGCAUUGUCAGAGUUAUCGCGCUGGAGGAACCAGACAACACCAAUGGAUCUGCUGGAGGGGAAGAACCACCGCCUCCUGAGGACAAAAACAGACUGAAGCUCAAGCCAUCGCUCCAGCGGGGUGGCAGCUCUGCCUCCCUCCACAACAGCACCAUGCGCAACACCAUCUUCCAGCUCAUGAUCCACACGCUGGACCCUCUGGCAGAAGAAACCGUCUUUAAUGGAGAUUUUCAACCUUCCGCUUCCAAGCUCGGGAAAGAGAAGUUUAAGGACAAGGCUGAGAUCUUGAAUGACAUGGCAAGAGGGAAGGUAGAGAGCAAAGGACAUGGCAAAGCAGCAGUCCCAUCCCAGUUAUUUUCAUUGAUCUGCCGAAGAUUGAAAUUCGGAGAAGAUAAAGAGGACGCCCCCAACAAUGUGAAUGUGCAGGUCACCCCUCCCACAGAGCCGUCCACAUCCCAGCCAGUCAAAGAGGAAGAGAAAAAGGACCUGCCUGAAGGGAAUGAGACUCAGGAAGUGGGGGGCUCGGGCGGCUCGGACGACUCAGAAGACAGCGAUGAAGAUAGCGAUGAUGAGGACAGUGAUGAAAAGGAGGAGGAGGAGGACGAGGAAGAGAAUGACAAGCCCCUGUCCCUGGAGUGGCCAGACACCCGGCGCAAGCAGGCCACCUACCUCUUCCUGCUGCCCAUUGUCUUCCCGCUGUGGCUGACCGUGCCUGACGUCCGCAGUGCGGCCUCGAAGAAGUUCUUUGCAAUGACGUUUCUGGGAUCCAUCAUCUGGAUUGCCGUGUUCUCCUACCUCAUGGUAUGGUGGGCCCACCAGGUUGGAGAGACGGUUGGGAUCUCAGAGGAGAUCAUGGGGCUGACGAUCCUUGCAGCGGGAACGUCCAUCCCUGACCUGAUCACCAGCGUCAUCGUGGCGCGGAAGGGUCUCGGAGACAUGGCCGUGUCCAGCUCUGUGGGCAGCAACAUCUUCGACAUCACUGUCGGUCUGCCUGGGCCCUGGCUGAUGUACUCCUUAAUCAAUGGCUUCACCCCGGUAGCGGUGAGCAGUAAUGGGCUGUUCUGCGCCAUCGUGCUGCUCUUCCUCAUGCUCCUCUUCGUGAUUUUCUCCAUCGCCGUCUGCAAGUGGAAGAUGAACAAGUUCCUGGGCUGCAUCAUGUUUGCUCUCUACUUCUUCUUCCUGGUGGUAAGCGUCAUGCUGGAGGAUCGCAUUAUCAUGUGCCCCGUCUCCAUCUAGACACGCCUCUCCUCCGACAGGACAGUAGUGCAGAGACCAAAAGCCAAGUCUGCAAAAGGAGCCCCGCUACACGUGGGUCGUGUUUCUGGGUGGUUGGUAAAAACUCUGCCUACAGCUACGGCCAAACGUUUUGCAUCACCUAGAACUUUAGGAUUGAGACAGAAUUAAAAGAAAAAAAAAACCUAUAUGAGCAUUAUUACAUAAUCUAUUAUUUAACAUCAUGUAAUCAGAGAAACUACAAAAUUAUAUUGCUGUGAAGCCAUAGCAGCAGAUUUUCAGUUUUUCGUUUAAGUGGAAAACUACAAAGCCGUACGUAAUUCAAUAUGUUAACGCAACAUUGUUCAGCAGAUUUCACUUCGACUUUAUGAAGCAAAAUGUAUUAAUUCUAUAGGGGAAUGCAAAACUUUUGGCCAUAGCUGUACAGUGUAAUUACACAUGGAGUUGUGCAAUUAGAAGUAAUUGUGGUUUGCGGAGCGUGGCUCACUGUAAUUCAAAAUGUAGUUCUGAAGUUGCGGUUUAAUUACAGUUAUAUUAUGCAGUUGUUAUUAGGGUUUCCUUGGCUGGGAGUUGGAGUUCAUUCUGGUUAGGAUUUUAGCAGUUUGGAAUAUAUUUUUUGGUAUAUCAUUUUUAAUUUAUUUUUUACAUAGGAUCACACAGAAUCUAUUCUGAAAGUUUCCAGUUCUAUAGUUAGUCCUGUAUGAAAUUACAGAACCCUAAUAGAAAGCUUUGUCUCAUUUUGUUCUUGGGUAAAGCUCCAUUCAUUCAUGCGUUGAAUGGUGAAUGUAAAUGUUGCAUUUGUUUACAGGGUUGUAUACUGUAUAAAUAAAGUUUAGUCACUGUUCAUUUAAAUGUGUAUUAUCAAAAUGUCCGAAAUAUUUUGUUUCCAUUGCAGCAAAACUUCAAGUUAAAUAUUCUGAUUACUAUUUUUUAAGUAUUUCAACAGAAUCACGACGACUGUGGUUUCAAACAAGUAUGCAGCUAAAACGUAUCCUGCUCAAUGUCUGUCCCAGAAUAGCCCUGUAAUUUACAGACCUGCAUGUCUCAGAAUGUGCUUCACGUCUCUGCUGACAUCAUCCUUUCAAAUGGAAACAGCCUUCCCCCGAUGCACUUUAGGAAAGAGGAAGGGAUAUUGGCAGGCAGUCCAGUUUGGACCCCCACACCGCAUCCAUUCACAAAGCUUUACUCUUAUUGCUACACAUUCACUGAUGGGAGAGCCAAUGCCAACCUGAAUGUCUUCUAAUAUUGUGGCAAAAAAAGGUUGGGCGAGGUAACAAUCUAGACAAUCUUAAUAGCAAGAUGUGUACAGCUGUGCCACCCAUUCGUUCAGCCUUCCACAGUAAUCAGUGGAACCAGGGCAGACCAGGAGAACACGCCCCACACCAGGGCGAUGCAAACCCAGUCAGGCAGACAGCUCCUUAUAAAGUGGCCAGGCAGUCUAUGUGUAUAUAUAAACAAAUCAAAACAAGACAUUCAUGUGGUACUCGUCAUUCGCAUCAUUACUAUUCCUCAGUGCGGAAUGCAACAAGACAAUCAACGCUACUGUAAACUUGUGUAAACACUGUAUUCUGCGCUGUGUGUACUGCAAUAUAACUAUUUUUAUAAUCUACAGAAGUGGUUCAUAUGUAUUUUAGUAAACAAUGUUUAAAAGUACCCAUGUGAUGAAACAGGGCUGAAAUAAAAUAAUGACAACAGCAGAGAAGCAAAUGCAAGUCUGGGUUUCUGACAAAGUAAUAAUAAAAAAAGAAAUGUCAUUUUGGUUUGAAGUGUUGGCACUCCUUUAACCCAAACCACAGAACUAUAUUUAAAACACCAAGCACAACUUGGUUUUAAUUGCCUGCUUGCAAGAAUGGCUGUAACUUAUCAAACUUGGUUGGGCUUUGGUUGUGAACUGAAAAUACGAUCACAGGGAGGUGCAUAAGUAGUAACUCAGAGCACUAGCCCUGUAAAAGUCUGCUGCAUUAUAAUCUCAAUUUAGGAAAUAAAACAGACAAACAAGGUAAUGCAGGUUUUAAUUGCUUAAUAAACCAGGGGAAGAGAACGCAAUGGUAUUUGAUGGAUUCAGCUUGACAGUUGUGCUGACUUUUUGGUUUUGUGAUUUUGAUAUUCAGUUUGUACUUUUCUUGUAACAUGAAAUGUUGUGAUCAGAAUUGCAGCUUUGCCUAAGACCCUGUGAAAAAAACCCCAGCUUAGGUCAACAUGGCACCUUUCCUGUUAAAACAAUUAAAAAUAAACAAGUAA
Acipenser ruthenus (sterlet) is the source of this 4747-nucleotide messenger RNA. RefSeq names its product sodium/potassium/calcium exchanger 1-like. Lineage: Eukaryota; Metazoa; Chordata; Actinopteri; Acipenseriformes; Acipenseridae. Bases 338 to 2509 code for a protein of 723 amino acids. Gene Ontology annotation, biological process: calcium ion transmembrane transport; long-term synaptic depression; long-term synaptic potentiation. The transcript has 12 exons. Gene Ontology annotation, molecular function: calcium, potassium:sodium antiporter activity; calcium channel activity. Gene Ontology annotation, cellular component: membrane. The record is from RefSeq and is a predicted model, not a curated record.